GAAUCAGAAUCACAGACUGUAUUACAAACAAAACCAACUCCUUCAUCAUCAUUAUUAUUAGUACAAGUGAAAAAACCAACUACAGCAAUACCAUCAAAUACUGCAUUAUAUAAUAUCAUCAACAUGGUUAAGCCGAAUAAAUCAAUACAUCCUCUUCAACAAAAUGAUUUAAUGACUGUUGAAGAAAAACAAAACAAUUCAUGUUCACAUAAAAUAAUUGAUCAAUAUUCAAAUAUUCAUU
This is a messenger RNA of Schistosoma turkestanicum, 241 nucleotides long. The record is from the annotation of a GenBank genome assembly. Lineage: Eukaryota; Metazoa; Platyhelminthes; Trematoda; Strigeidida; Schistosomatidae.